AUGACUGGACUCGGUAAGAAACAUAUGACUGGACUCGGUAAGAAACAUAUGACUGGACUCGAACCCCCGAUAUUCACCAAGAACGGUCGGAACACCCUGGAUUCCCGGAAGAUGUCAACAACCAGGCAAAUCUACCGGACGCCCUUCCCCUCACAGAGAAAAAAGCCCCCUGCUCACUACGCAUUCCAUUAUGACGAGGAUUUGAAGGGCUGGCGAGAGAGAGACAAGCCCACGGCAACAACUCGAUGGAAUAAAGCCAAGGGUGCUGUCAGGGUCGGUAACUACUUUAUUGGUAUCCGGAAGAAGCCCGACACAGUUCUCAACAUUGAUGUGAAGAAGCUGGUCAACGCCACGAAACUACAGCGAGAGCAGCAGUUGACGGACCGCAGCAUGGGCGACGGAAUGGAGCCGGAAACCAUCGUGCGAACUCUUACAGAACCAUCAAUUAUCCACAAGCCAUUCCAGACAGAGGCUAAAAAGUCAGAGGGCUUCUGGAGUUGCCCGGCACCCAUAAAAGUCACAAAUGAGAGAGGUAAGUCUUUCGAGUGGGCCCGGCCUAAGACUGAGCGAAAGAAGCUUGUUGAGUCUGCCAGCAAAUACCAGGCCAUUUACCUACAGGGCCUGUUGAAGGAGAAGGACAGGGAAAUUCGCCUCAUCACCAACCAGCUGAUCAAGUCGAACGCUGAGAAUGUCUCUCUACUUCGGGAACUUGAAGGGUACCGUGGAAAGAACUACGACGAGCUCUACCAGGAAAACCUCGUGCUAAAGGAACAGAUUGCACGUGCGUGUCGCGAGAACGUCUCUUUGGCCGGGAGCCGCCGGAAGGAACACAACCGCGUGCUGCGUAAAUUUGAACGUGCCAGGACAGCAACAUGA
Molecule: messenger RNA, 876 nt
Organism: Mya arenaria
Lineage: Eukaryota; Metazoa; Mollusca; Bivalvia; Myida; Myidae
Exons: 8
Coding region: 1-876 (291 amino acids)
Source: RefSeq, a predicted model, not a curated record